GCAGCAGCCGGCCAUCGAUCAGUUUAACGGUUGAAGCGCGAACGUCAAGAUCGGAUCGGGAACUUGUAACGAACGGAAAGUCAGUUGUGACCGCGAGUUGGGUGAAAAAUUUAAGUGUGCGACCGUCUCAAGUGAUAAGCGGAACCGAAAUUUUAAAAAUAAAACCAGCAAAAACAUAAAGAUUACUAGCCGUUAACGAUAAGGCGUUUGUUAGUUAGGACUUUAGGAGCUACAUACGAUCAGCAGAAGACGACAACAGAGUGCAGAAGCCUAAUCAAUCACCAACUUAACUGAUCAGCGGGAGUCGACGACAGGAUGAGAUCAUUCCUUCUUAUUGCGGCGCUACUUGUUGCAGCAGCCGUUGCCGUUCCCGUGGAAGAGGCACAAGCACAAGGACUAGAAUGCGUCCCCAACAGUUCCUUCAUGGAUCAAUGCAACAGAUGUCGCUGUUCUUCAGAUGGCAAGGUGAAAUCAUGUACCCGCAAGCAGUGCGUCAGCGAGGAAAUGGCCGAUGACCCAAGAGUUCACGAUUCCGUGGUGUCCCAGAAUGGUGUGCCAGAAAAGGAAGAAGAACAGGUUCACACCAACGGCCAAGUGUGCACACCCAAUGAGGUCAAAAUGGAGGACUGCAAUCGGUGCAAAUGUGCCAACAACGGAAUCGGAUGGUUCUGCACCCGGAAGGCCUGUCCACCGAAGGCAAAACGAGAUGCCCAAAUGGAAGAGAAGAAGUGCGUUCCCGGAACCAAUUUCAAGGCCGCUGACGGUUGCAACCAAUGUUUCUGCACCGAUAAUGGACAAGCCGCCUGUACCCUGAUGGAAUGUGAAAGCCGAGUCCGACGAAAUGCCCCCGCACCAGAACCGCAAUGCAAGGCGGGAACGACUUUCAAGAGUGCGGAUGGUUGCAACGAUUGCUUCUGCACUGACAACGGAAUUGCUGCUUGUACUCAGAAGUUUUGUUUCCCAAAACAGAAACGUGAUGCUGAUAAGGAAGAACUUCCCGUGGUGAAGGUUGCUCCUUACGAUCCCAGCUUCACUUGUACACCUGGUAGCCGUUUCAAGUACGAAUGUAAUACCUGUUUCUGCCACAAUGAUGGAAAAACUGCCGCCUGUACCUUCAAGUACUGUAUUCCGGGAGAAUUUUAGAGGCUGAUAGAGUGAUUUUCCUGCAUGACAGAUAGACAGACAUAUACCUCUUUUAAGCUAACUCUAUUAUUAUGUUUUUGAUGCUCUAUCCAACAACGGUAGAAUAGUGAUUCUUCUUCCCUGUUUAAGAUACUGAAUAAAUGAUGUAUUAUAACAUGAUA
Uranotaenia lowii is the source of this 1304-nucleotide messenger RNA. RefSeq names its product pacifastin-like protease inhibitor cvp4. The record is from RefSeq and is a predicted model, not a curated record. NCBI's taxonomy places the organism in Eukaryota, Metazoa, Arthropoda, Insecta, Diptera, Culicidae. Bases 316 to 1143 code for a protein of 275 amino acids. Gene Ontology annotation, molecular function: peptidase inhibitor activity. The transcript has 3 exons.